AUGCUGAGAAACAAGAGGAGCGCGAAGAUCGAGGCGCAACAUGCCGCGACAACGAACGGAGCACCUGCGCCCGUGCCUGCGCCUGCGCCUGCAUCUGCGCAACGCCUAGCGAAACCACCACCCUUUAAGGACCAACCCGAGCUGACACCGCUGGAGACAGAGCAGAUGAAGAAUUGGCUUGACGACGCGCCUCGACCGCUCUUCACCGUAUCGGUUUCUGCAAACCCCGCGAAUAGCAAGAAGCGUAAAAGAGACGAUGAAAACAUUGAGCAGGAUCUGUUCGAGAAUCGCCUCUCAUGCAAGUACUCAGUGCAUCCAAAGGACAAGUGGGACAAACUACGGAAAUACAGAAAAUUCACGGGUAAGAGAAUUUGAAUGCGGCGCAAUAACGCGCGGGUACUAACAAUUCGUUAGUCGGCUCUGAGAGCAUUGCAAUAGGCGCAUGCGUCGUUGUCGUUCACGACGAAGACUCCGAAGAGGAUGAAUUCGAUAUGCACGCUCAGUGGAAGGCCAAAGUCCUGGAAGUGAGGGCGUUAGACUCUGAACACGUCUACGUACGGCUGGCGUGGCUGAAUCGGCCGGAGGAUCUGGAAGGCGGCCGGAAAGACUACCACGGCAGGAACGAGCUCAUUCCCUCCAACCAGAUGGACAUUGUCGACGCCUUGGCUAUCAAUGGCCAACUCGAGGUCAAGCGGUGGAAUGACACAAGCGACGACGACGACAACCAUCAGGUGGACCAGGAGCAGUUCUUCUGGCGGCAGACGUUCGAUUUCGCCGGAAGCAAAACCUUCUCGGUACGUCUACUACUCAGCGUUCGAGGGAGUUGGCUGACAUUGCUUUAGAGACUGAAACUCAUCUGUGUCGACAACAAGCCCCACAAUCCCGACGAGCUGAUCUUGCAGUGCUCAGCCGAAGGCUGUCGCAAGUGGAUGCAUGUCAAGUGCAUCGCCGAGAAAGCAGUCAAGGCCGCUGGUAAGCGCCAUAGCCCACAAUCGAAGCCAGGCAUCGUUCUAACAAUCUUGCAGAACGCGAAUCGAAGAAGAAGAAAGCUGAGCAGAGAGCUCGUCCCAAGAACGCCACAGAUAGCAACAGCUCCGUGGCGGUUGUGAAAGCAUCACUUCGUAGAUUCACUGCCGAAGUCUUCAUCAAAGGUCUCUCUAACGAUAACGAAGCGAACGCCGAGGCUGCAACGGAACACGAGAUUGUCAUUACGGAUUCCAAGGGGGAGAAGUACUCUCAGGCAUUGAAGUGCCUUCACUGCGACACUGAAGUCGAUGAUUGA
Molecule: messenger RNA, 1282 nt
Organism: Lecanosticta acicola
Lineage: Eukaryota; Fungi; Ascomycota; Dothideomycetes; Mycosphaerellales; Mycosphaerellaceae
Source: the annotation of a GenBank genome assembly